AUGCAAGCCCAUCUCUCAACUCCGGAAUCGAAUUCGCGCCGUAGAAUCUCUUCGGCCAUUAGCAAACUAUCUUUGAACAAGAUGAGAGCUUUUGUAUCACCAUCCACAGUUGCGACUCAUUCGGACUCUCCCGAUAGCGAUCAAUCCGAGAUCGCAAGUGACUCAUCUCUAUCUGUCUCUGAUCCGCCACCUUGUCCAAUCCUCAAUGCCAACUCACAAACGAUGAAAAACUACGCCAGCCAGAGAUCCAAUAAAACCCCAUUUCGAGAACCAGCCUUAUUCCCAACCAGCCUUAACUUUAGCCAACAAACCAUCUAUCUGUUCGAGUCCAAUGACACCGAAGACGACGAAAACUUGAACUAUUACUUGAAUGAUCUCUUGCUUGGACCGACCGACCCUUCCAAAAAUGAUCAACGCCACAAGGACAAGAUUCAGGAAAAACCAGCGAAGCAAAACAUCAAAAAAUUUAGCCUGAAAGCCUUUCCCUUGACCAAGAGCAUGUCAUUCCAAAAUCCGGGUAAAGGAUUAAUCCAGCGAUCGGAGUCAACCUUUUUUCGCGCGGCUAAACCUAUUCCAUUGGCUUCCAUUACCCAGCCCGCACCUCACCCAGUCGCUGAAACCGAAGUGCGCCAAAAGGCGGAUGAUCGACCUCGAAAGACUCUCGAACCCAAGUCUGAUUAUUCUCAAUUUUCUGAGCGCGCUCGAUUACGUUCACUUCCAACCAAAUUGGAUACUACUCAGUUCAAAGAACUCGUUCACAGGGAGAAACUUUCAACCCCGUUACAAGUGAUCCCAGAGCAAUCAAUUGUAUCCUCGCCAACACUUUCCACUGAUUCUCAAACAGCACUCUUGGCGCCCGAAAUAACCGACAAUCAAGCAAUCUGUCCUCGCAUCGAUAUGAUUCUAACAUCAUCUCCCUUCUUCAACAAUAAUCCCCCUACUCUAUCGCCGCAUCCAACCCAGGAGCCAGGCACACCGAACUCGUCCUCUGGGGACACCCGCGGCUUCCUUUUCCAAACGCUCACUCCCUAUACCUAUGCACCGCCUGAAACUCCAACAACUUGUGUCAACAGUGUUUCUGCUUCCCACCACCUGCAAGCGACUCCCCACGGAAAAUUCGCGAUGUCAACGGGAAGCCCCGGGAUCUUCAGUCUACCAACACCUUGCUCGCAACCCCUGAGGACUCCAGUCAGGCGGCAAUACUCUCUCCUUUCUCCUCACUAUAUCCCCUCACCUCUUCCCCCAAGGGAUUCCGCUUCACACAGUCAAGCUUCCCGUGGCCCCGGUGCUGAUAUGCUGGCAACCCUGGAAUUCCUUUCAGACUUGUGUCAAAAAUCCCCAGAGUACAUGGAGGAACACGACAGCCUCCUCGAGCGUGCUAGUCUCCAAGACUCCAAUGAGCCUUGA
This is a messenger RNA of Puccinia triticina, 1407 nucleotides long. RefSeq lists its product as uncharacterized. The record is from RefSeq and is a predicted model, not a curated record. NCBI's taxonomy places the organism in Eukaryota, Fungi, Basidiomycota, Pucciniomycetes, Pucciniales, Pucciniaceae. The coding region runs from base 1 to 1407 and encodes 468 amino acids. The transcript is spliced from 8 exons.